CGACAUGCAGAGUGCAUCUCUUUCUUUUUCGACAGCAAGCAAAAUGGCCGCAACUCAUUGUGAUACGACAGACGUGUUGGAAAUUUUGCGUGAUGUCGUGUGUUAUUCGUCGUAAAUAAACAUUACUGUUCGAGUGUCGCGUCCCUUAAGCUAGUUCUCGACUGCUCAGUGUUAGUGCAUGCUGUGUUAUAUCCAAGUGCUUACUUUGUGAUUUAACAACCAACUAAAAAGGUGUUUUGUCUGUGUUUUGUGCCUUGUUUUCGUCAAUAUAUUCACCCUGACAUCUGUUUUGGAUUUAUGUUCACUUGAUUAAGGUGAUGCUGGGCGGGGCGGGGUCGCCGGGCGGCGACGACUUGCUCACCGUCACCGUCGUCAGAGACGAGCAUGGAUAUGGAAUGAAAGUAUCAGGCGACAACCCCGUGUACGUGCAGUCAGUGAAGGAGCACGGCGCGGCGUGGCGCGCUGGUCUCCGCGCCGGCGACAGGAUCCUGCGCGUCGACUCCGUGCCCGUGCACCACCACACGCACCAGCAGGUCGUGCACAUGAUACGAGCAAACCCAACGACAGUCCUGACAGUUCAACAAAACACAUCGAGACAUAAAACACCGAUCACAGCGCCAGUACCUGUAAAUUCGGAGAAACAACGACAACUAGAAGUAUCGAAGGUCCACACGGUGCGGUUGAUGCUCGAACAGGAACAGAAGUUCAUCAGAGAUUUAAGAAGUGAACUCCUUAAAGUACCAGACGUGCGGAAACAAUCGCAACUCGAGUCCGCCGAACAGCGCUGCUCCAAGCUCCAACAUGAGAUCGACACGAUCAUGGCUGGCCAGUACCCCGCGGGUGCUGGCGCGGGCGGCGGGCGCGCGCGCGGCAAGGCGGGCGCGGCGGGCGGCGGGUUCCUGAGCGGGCUGCCGCGCUCGCUGUCCAGCCUGACGGGGCAGUCGCUGCGCGGGCUGCGCGCGCGCGCCCGGCCCGAGCCCGCCGAGCCCACCACGUGCCUGGACGCGGCCAGCCCGCCGCCCCUCCCGCCGCGCGCCCCCCUCCCGCGCCCCGAGCGCCCGCUGCGCCGCUCCUCGCACUCGCUGGACGGCGAGCUGGACGCGCCGCAGCCCAACUCCAUCGCCAUGCAGAUGAGCUACCCCUUAGUCAACCUGCCGCCGCCGCCGCUACAAGUCAUGCAGACGGAUAGCCGGCCCGGCGUUCCUGUCCUGCACAUGCGGAGCAGAUCCUCGCCCGAGCAGCUGGACCACGACUUGACUAGAUCAGCAAGCCUGGCCCCGGCCGCCCUGUCGCGCGCGCCGCCGCCCAGCCCGGGCGCGGCGCGCGACUGGUGCGAGCGGGACACGCCGCCGCCCGGGACCCCGCCGCCGCCCUACCACACCAACACACAGCCCUGUGCGGAUCCCCAAAGAGCAAUCAUAUCAAUGGAAGAAGAUGAUUCGCCAGCAUCAGACAACUCAACGUACUCGGGUUUAUUCUCAAACCUGCGUUCCGUGAGAGAAUCCAAGGCGAGGACGGCGGUACUGCUCAACUGGCUACUGGGAGAAAGGAGAUGCGCGUGCGCGUGCCUGCUGCUGGUCCUGACGGACGGCUACCGCGCGGCGGGCGGCGUGGCGGCGCACACGCUGCGGCGCUGGGCCUACGAGAUCCACUCCGCCUUCCUCGUGCCCGGCGCGGUGUUACAGCUCAGCGGCGUCGAUGAAAACAUGGCCAAUGAGAUCGAACAGAUUUUAGUCAAUGAAUACGACAAAGAAGAGCUCCUCCGCAACGUGUUCCGCAAGGCCCGGCAAAAGGCGAAGGACGAGCUGAGCCAGCAGCUGACGGAGUUCCAGGUGAAGCGGCAGGUCGGGCUGGGCACGCUGUACGGGCCCGAGGACAGCGUCAUCGACAAGUGCGACGUCGACAAGGCGCAGGAGCAAGUGGUAGUGGAGCAGCUGAUGUGCGGCGCGCUGCGGGCGGCCACAGCGGCGGGCGCGGCCACUGCGCAGGCGCGGGACGCCCACAGCACGCUGCUGGCCGCGCUCAUCGCCGCCGCGCUGUGUCUGCACUGCCGGCCGGCGUCAGUGGCGGCGGCGGUGGGCGGAUCGCGCGCUUCCUUCUUACAACGAGACAAGCUUUACAAGCAGAGGGUCAAGCAAAUCACGAAGCAGCACCCACAGCCUUUCGUGGUCCGCGGCCACCACCUGCAGCUGCAGGCGCUGACGGCGGUGGCGCACUGCCACCACUGCGACCACAUCAUCUGGGGCCUCGCGCCGCAGGCCUACGUCUGUACAGACUGCAAGCUGCGCGUCCACCGCGGCUGCGCGCGCGCCGUGGAGGAGGGCUGCUGCCUGGACGGCGAGCAUCACAACAACCGGAUCUCGCGGUUCAUGGAGCGGAUACACGCCAACAACCAGCCCAACAAUUUAGACACAAACGAAAAGAAAUCGAGGAAGGCGAGUGCGGGGAAUUUUCUCAACAUGGAGAGAAGUUUUCGCAAGGCCGAGGAUGAGCCGCCCUGGGACCAGACGCUCACUGCCUCAGUCAUAGGUAAGUUUGCACAUUACGAUCACAGUUUAAUUUGGUGUUACCCUAAUUCUUCCCAUCGGCAGGUAAGUACUAGAUUGUAGUUACAAUAGAUGUCUAACCUACACAUAGGCAAAGUAUUGCAUUAAGAACCGACAUUAUCCAAAUCCCCUUUUCACACGAUACUGUACAGCGCUAUCUAGCUAACAGCGGCGGAAUCUGUAAACUAGUUCCAUUGAAUUUAGUCUCGCUAUUCGCCGCUAGAUGGCAGCACGUGUAUGAUAAAACGAAUGGCAAUUUAA
Trichoplusia ni (cabbage looper) is the source of this 2807-nucleotide messenger RNA. It is a transcript of the gene RhoGEF2, whose product is annotated as rho guanine nucleotide exchange factor 12. The record is from RefSeq and is a predicted model, not a curated record. Gene Ontology annotation, molecular function: G protein-coupled receptor binding; guanyl-nucleotide exchange factor activity. Gene Ontology annotation, biological process: G protein-coupled receptor signaling pathway. Bases 318 to 2609 code for a protein of 763 amino acids. Gene Ontology annotation, cellular component: cytoplasm. The transcript has 21 exons. Lineage: Eukaryota; Metazoa; Arthropoda; Insecta; Lepidoptera; Noctuidae.